AUGCCCAAAAGGUACUUCGGUUUUUGCACAUAUGCUGGGAAUAAUGGAGAUGCAUGGGAAAAGGUAUUAAGUGCAGUCUGUGUGUCUGGUUUGGUACCAGUGAGUAUUCCUCAUCAUGGUAGAGAGUACUUCUAUGUUCUGGGGGGAGGCUUGCAGAAUGGAACCCUGUACCGUGCAGAGGUUUACGAUGGUGAUGUUACAUUUACAGAGUUGGUGGAUUCUAUUGGCUUCACCGCAUGCGAGAUUGUGACAUUUGAAAAAAACCUUAAAAGAAGCACUGCGAACAACCCCAGUUGCCAGGUGUGCUCAGCGGCCCAGAAUGCCCAGACCGAUGUAACUGACAUCAUACUAGUAGAGCUGCUUUUCCAUGAAGAUCAAGAGCGUUCUUACAUACUGCUCACGUUCGAUGGUCAUUUCCAGAUGAGUGAGAUUUUACCUGAGUUCAUCGUUUAUAGUCAGAGGCAACGGCACCAAGAGAGAAGUUCUUUGAACCUGAAAUUCAAUGGAAUGACACUUAACCCCAGCACUGGAAUUCUAUACAUCUGGGGAAACUCACUCAUCUUCUCUUAUAUUCUUACUUGGGAGGAUGGGCAGAGUUUUUGGCACGACAGCGGAUUUCCUAGAGGAGGUGUGUAUAUUAUUAUAUGA
Messenger RNA from Sinocyclocheilus rhinocerous, 648 nucleotides. RefSeq lists its product as uncharacterized. The transcript has 9 exons. Lineage: Eukaryota; Metazoa; Chordata; Actinopteri; Cypriniformes; Cyprinidae. Gene Ontology annotation, cellular component: motile cilium; CatSper complex; sperm principal piece. Bases 1 to 648 code for a protein of 215 amino acids. The record is from RefSeq and is a predicted model, not a curated record.